This is a messenger RNA of Orbicella faveolata, 3539 nucleotides long. Its product is annotated as fibronectin type III domain-containing protein-like. Gene Ontology annotation, biological process: axon guidance; homophilic cell-cell adhesion; dendrite self-avoidance. Lineage: Eukaryota; Metazoa; Cnidaria; Anthozoa; Scleractinia; Merulinidae. Gene Ontology annotation, molecular function: cell-cell adhesion mediator activity. Gene Ontology annotation, cellular component: axon; plasma membrane. The record is from RefSeq and is a predicted model, not a curated record.
AAUGGGACAACAAACCGCCCAAACUAAAAAGGUCUAUUGAAAAGUCCUAAUCUUACUAGAUCUCCUACUCGUGCUCAAAUCUGAAGUCCCCUAACUUGUUAAUUUAUUCUUUCGACUUUUAGUUAGUGAACUUACAAGUAAAGAACUUAUUAAUCUUUCCCCAGACCCCAACACUAACAUUUUGCCUAGCUGGGCAGAGGUUCCCGAAAAAGAACAAAUGGCCAUAGAAGGAAAAAGUAAAACCCUCUAUUGUAUGGCUUAUGGAAAACCGCCACCCACCAUAACUUGGAAGAAAAAUGGACGACAGAUUGUCUCUGGGCAGAAUUCCUUUGAGAUCCCAAGCCACUACCAUGGAAGACUUCUGACCAUCACUAAUGUGAGCAAGACAAUUCAUCAAGAUGUGUACACUUGUGAGGCUACAAAUUCUCUGAGUAAUGAUCAGCCGUUAAUUCGCACCAUCAACUUGGUAGUGAAAGUUCCUCCAAGAUGGACUAAGGGCCUUCCACCAAGGAAGAGUGAUGUUAUCAUUGAACGAAAUGAAACUAUAGACUGUACAGUGACGGCAGAUCCUGAAGCAACAAUCAUGUGGUUUAAAAAUGGAAAACCAUUGCAAUCAUCAAGUGUUCACUUAAUAGUGGAUGGAAGCAAAUUACAUCUCAGAGAUGUAAAUCUCACCAAUGAUGGUGUUUACCAAUGUGCUGCAGAAAACAAAUACGGAAUGCUUGUGUCUGCGACUUGGGUUCAAGUCAAAGCUUGGAAACCGUCCUUCGCCGAUGGGCAGUUUGGUCCUUUUUCCCUGUUGCAUGGUAAUGAAGGUAAACUGCAGUGCAAACCGAGUGCGGAGCCUCGACCAACGUUCCAGUGGUUUAGGAAUGGUGUCCUCAUCUCUUAUGGAGAGAACAGUCGCUAUACGUUACAAAAGGACGGUACACUGGUGAUUAAGAAAGUAGAGAAGGCCAAGGAUUCUGUGAAUUACACUUGCAAGGCUCAGAACAUGAUGGGCCAAGAUUCAGCAACAACAGUUCCAGUUGUGCUUGUUCUGCCAAGUUUCGUAACGAAACCUAGGAACCAAUCAGCGAAUGAAAACGAAAGGGUGACAUUCUAUUGCAACGCCAGUGGUAACCCAACACCAACGAUAACCUGGCUAAAAGACGGAACAAUUGUGCGUACAGGAAACACACUAAGAUUCGAUAAUACUUGGCGUUCUCAAUCUGGACGAUACUGGUGUGAGGCACAGAAUGGACUAAAUGUCACUAUCAGAACCAGUGCCGAUCUUAAUGUGCAAUUUCCGCCAUAUUUCACAAGGCGACCAACUGACCACUCCGUGAUGGAAGGCCAUGAAGCUUUAUUCUACUGCACUGCUUCUGGGAAUCCAAGCCCGAUGAUAACGUGGCAUAAAGAUGGCAAGAUUGUGGGCACAGGGGAGGUACUGAAAUUUCUUACAUUCAAGAAUAAUUCUGGAAAAUAUUGGUGCUCAGCGGACAACGGUUUGGGUUUACCAAUCAACACUAGUGCUGACCUUAAUGUGCAAUUUCAGCCACGUUUAAUCGCCAAACCACGAGACCAGAGAGUGGUCGAGAACACUACAGUGACACUUCAAUGCAGUGCCACUGGAAACCCAACCCCGAAGAUAACAUGGACUAAGGAUGGGCGGAAUGUGGGGACAGGAAGCAAACUGACCUUUGUCGCCUUGAGGAGUCAUGCCGGACGAUACUGGUGUUCAGCGGACAACGGUUUAAGUGCAGGCGUCAAAGCAAAUGCGUAUCUUCAUGUGUUCUCUGUUCCUUUGCCUCCGACAAAUGUUAAACUAUCAGACUGCAAAGAUUGGACUGCGAAACUAUCCUGGGUCCCAGAUCCCUCAGACAAUGCCUCCAUCACUCACUACCUGAUUGAGCAAGAAUCGAGUGGGAACCCCGGGGUGUUCUUAUCACUGCUUACUGUUACUAACCCCAAUACAACAAGCGUCUUCUUAAAGCUGAGUAAGGGGUCUGUGCCACGUUUCCGCAUGAAAGCAGUCAACAGCGUUGGAGCUAGUCGCCCUAGUUUAACAGCGGAGACCUCUUGCAAGAGCAAUGAAACUAAAGUUGGUGCGCGGCAAAAUCAAGAAACUCCUAUCUACCGCACGGCUUGGUUUCUCACUGUGCUUGCUCUCGUCGCUUGUGCGAUCUUGUUCGCGUCGCUUCUUGUUCUCUACCGUAAAUACAAAGGAAAAGGCGUUAAAUACAAUGUUGCAAAACGCGAGAAAAAACGAGGCUGUAGAGACGAAGUACCACAAUCCGAAGAAAAAAGCGACGAAGAAGGAACGAAUAGCUUAGUUGUGGACUCUGAAAACACACCACCCGAUGAAAAACCACAACAGUUAAAUCGCCGCCCAAGACCGACCUCAAAUUACAGUCUUUUUGAGGUGCAAUUCGGUGAAGAUGCCUCUUUUACAGAGGAAUAUGGCGACCAAGAUGAAAUGUUUCAACAUAUCCAAGGCACGUUUGUUUGAACUGAGGAGUAUUUAACCUUGAACCCAGAUUUCCCACGGCUAAGUGUCAAAUAGAGUGUGGUCUGGGAACGAGAUUAAGGAGUAUAACGAGCUUAAAAUGUCAUGCUACAAGAAGUAUACCUUGAGAAACAAUUGCGAUGACAAAUGUCCACGACUACUGAUCCUAUAAGGAACAGCAAAAGAGUAACUGUUACAAUUUCACACUACAAGAGUUGCGUUUCAGGUGAUGAGGAUUAUACCGUGGCAAUCCUAAAUGAAAAGUACUGUAUAAAAUGACAGGCUACAUAAAGCGUUGUGUUACACAUGACAAAUAGUGCAUCCCUUUGGGUCGAUCUGGAUCAGGAUCAAUGAAUGAAGACCAUUCAGAUCAUAGUGUGUCAAAGGAACUGCUGAAUCCACUCUGGACCAGGAUUCAUCAGUUGCUUUGAUGUGCCAAGUGAUCUUUGAUCACUGAUCUCAAUCCGGAUCAUCCAAGAGGAAUUUUCCCAAAGAUUAAUUUUGUAAAUAGAUGUGUAAAUUUAGUUAAGUUUUACUUUUGGUAUCAAAAAAGCGUUGAAAAAUUUAAAUGAAGGUAUUGGUCCACUACAAAGCCAGGAAAUACCAUCUUUCGGAAAAGAGAAAAGCCACUUGUAAAGUAAGGUUUGAACUUAUUUAAAUAUUCAUUUAAAUUAAAGCCAUGUUCAGUUUGUUUCAGUUAAAGAAAAAAAAUUGAAAGAUAUAUCAUUUUGUAUAUUACAUAUUUAAAAAGUUUGAAUAAAUGGAUGACAUUAUUGAUGAACUAUAUUUCAUCAAGCCAGCUGAGGAAAGUAAUCUGUGCUUGGACUAGCCUCCUUAAGCAGACUUUCUUUCAUCACUGAUCACUCAGGCCAGUCAAGAUGUGUCAAAAAGAUGCCUUCGCAGGAAGAUAUGGCAUAGAGAGUUAUAAGCACAAUCGCUCUAUAAAUUGCAAUUUAGCCUGCAUUUAUAUCAUGUGCUAUAUUAUUGAACUUGUGCACAUGAGUCAAGAAUUAAUAGAAGAGAUCCAGAAGGCUUAAGUUGCCUUGAAUCA